AUGUCGACUCAUCCCAGGCCUACGCUGUCGCUGCCAGCUCAUGCCGUUCAAGACGGUACCAUCUACUACAUUCCCAACUGGAUUUCAGUCGAAGAAGAGUCCAGCGUCCUCGAUCAAGUGCAUGCAGCGGCGCCGUCGGCGUGGGUGCAGCUUAAGUACCGGCGCCUGCAGGUCUGGGGUGGCAGCGUCACAACGACAUACGAGCCGGAGCCACUGCCUCGCUGGCUGCAGGCGCUGUCGAGUGGCCUCGUGGAAGCCGGUGUCUUUGCGGCCAGCGAGACACCCAAUCACGCGCUCAUCAACGACUAUGCUCCUGGCGACGGCAUCUUGCCGCACGAAGACGGCCCGAUGUACUACCCGCUCGUAGCCAUUCUGAGUGCGGGCGCAUCUGGGCGCAUGACGUUCCAGCGCCAUCGUGAGACGACGCCAAACGAUGUCCCGGUUCAUUUGACGCUCGACCGACGCAGCCUCUUGGUCUUCACGGGCGAGGCGUACACCAAAUACCUCCACAGCAUCGACAACGUCGAUGACGAGCACGGCGUCAACCAUCGCAUCUCGCUCACGAUCCGCCACGUCCGUCCACCGUCUACGGCGUGCUAA
Molecule: messenger RNA, 600 nt
Organism: Saprolegnia diclina VS20
Lineage: Eukaryota; Oomycota; Saprolegniomycetes; Saprolegniales; Saprolegniaceae
Exons: 3
Coding region: 1-600 (199 amino acids)
Source: RefSeq, a predicted model, not a curated record